AUGAAAACCGCCUUAAACCAGGUGUUCUUGAUUUUGUGGUUAAAUGCAUUCGGUGCGAAAUGUGAAGUCGAUCAAGGUUUCGGCAACUGCAUGCAAUACUUUUACAAAAGAACCCCGCCAAGUCUUACUCGGAGUUUCGCUGAACCGCCCAAAAGCAUCUGCCAACGGUAUGACAAUGCAUACCACUAUGCCACACUAUACAGCACCAGCUUAAAGAUACCUGUGUAUUCAGCUUACACCCUGCCUGAUCCUUGCUCGGGUUCUCCCAAGCCAGAGAGAAGGUCCACAUGGUUUGUCGAGCCUCAGGUAGGUAACACAUUCGACCUCGUAAUUUAUGAAUCGGAACAAGUUAAUGAUUGGAAUCUUAAUUUAUAUCUCAGUUUGAAAAACCAGCCUUAUUGAAAUCUAGAAAAAUUUGAAAAUGUCUACUUCUGUAAGGUAAAGCCGAACACAGUACAUUCAUAUUACUUAGUCAUCAAUCGACUGAAAAUCGUGUUCCACUGAGAAAAGUACCAGUAUUCCUCUUCUUGUUCGGUGGUUUCACCAACAGAGAAUAAACCAAUGUUCAACCAAUUCAAUGAAAUAAAAUUGGUCAUAUUUUAUUUUCGAAAACGUUUUAUGAUUUUAGCCCUUUUCAGACUUUUUGUUUUUCUCUUAACAGCUUCUGGUAGCCUCUGACACCAGAUCUAAGAGAAAUAUGGAGACAGCUUCCCACCAAACUGAACGCUACAAGACAGUACAGGCGAUAAACGCAGACUACCGUAACACGGAUUACGACCGGGGUCACCUCAAUCCAAACUUCUACCAAUGUGGAGAAGGAAGAACAGCGACUUUUACCUUGACGAACGCCGUUCCUCAAGAUCCCUGCUUCAACCAGCAGUCGUGGAGGAAAAUGGAAGAAGCCGCCAUGGAGACAAUGAGGACAAAUUGUUCUUUUUCCGGCGCUAGACGUUAUUUUGUGACGGGAAUUGUCCAGCAGAGAAUACGAAUUCCAAACAGAGAACAUGACCUGGAAGGAGACGUGGCUCACAGAGAUUUCAAUCGAGUCACCGUUCCUAGUUACCUCUGGACAGCGGUUUGCUGCGAUGCUUCAAGUUCAGGCAAUCGCGAGAAUGGUUUCUCAUUUGCUUACAUCGGCAAAAAUAUUGCUGACUCUUACGUGGACAUUCUGAGCGUGAGUGAACUGGAGGCAAGACUUAUUAGUGAUGACCUUGCUCAUGAUCGCUACCAGGCGGCCAAAAUUUUUGUUGAUGACUGCAAUGAGAAUUCAGCAAAAUCAAAAACUGCACGAGCUCAAGUUGCAGUUCCUGUGAACUUACGAUUGGCAAAUGCAGCGAAUGAUUUAAGCAGGGUGGAGCAAUCAACUAUUCCUUUCAAGAAACGCAAAGUCCUUCAAGGGGUGGUGGGUUUAAUACAAACCAACGGUGUAUCUGCGAAAGGUUACUCUCUUGCUCGCAUAGAGUUGGGCAUAGAUUUACCAAGAGAAGUUGACGUGUUGCGAGAGGCUAGAAAUGCAAUGUACACCAGCAGAGCUAGUUUAUUGCUGUAUAAUGCAAAGGCGUCUCUACCGCUCCUCAAUCGCGAUAAACCCAAGAUCGUCGCAAGUGAUCACGAUUCUUCCAGCUUGCACCAUGUAGCUUCCAACAGACACAUCAAGAACAAGAGCAAGAAAAGGGAAUCAUCUCGGCUGACCUAUCUCAAAUUUCGGCCAAGAGAGCCCAAGUUAGAUGAGAUCGAUGACGUUAAGCGGCAACGCUCGAACGACCAAGCUACUUCACCACCAGUAGACGAGUAUUUGAUCGUUCCAAACCUUGCAGCAGACGAGUCUGAUGUGACAAUCCAAGGCAAGCGCUGCAUAGAUUCCACCUGUGGUUUUAACGGCAAGAAGGAAAAGUGGUGCUACACUGACUGGGCAAAAUCGACGGAGGCCAAAUGCUGUUUUACCCAAUGUAAGUUUAAUGGCGGAAAGAAUCAUCAGACUUGCCAAACAAAUAGCACCAAGUCGACCGAGACCUCGUGUUCAAUCAGAUAUUCUUCCAUCAACGUGAAAGGCCAACGCUGUUUAGCUGAACAUGAAUGCGGCCUCCAUGGGUACAGUUACUACUGGUGCUACAUUGACUUGGACAAGAACUGGGAUUAUUGCUGUCAACCCUGGCACGUUUGUGGCACGUAUACCUACCGUUACACAUGGUGCUAUACCGGCAAAACAAAAGAAUCGAAUUACCAAUAUUGCAGCUAUUAG
Pocillopora meandrina is the source of this 2242-nucleotide messenger RNA. The record is from the annotation of a GenBank genome assembly. NCBI's taxonomy places the organism in Eukaryota, Metazoa, Cnidaria, Anthozoa, Scleractinia, Pocilloporidae.